Molecule: messenger RNA, 498 nt
Organism: Bipolaris sorokiniana ND90Pr
Lineage: Eukaryota; Fungi; Ascomycota; Dothideomycetes; Pleosporales; Pleosporaceae
Exons: 1
Source: RefSeq, a predicted model, not a curated record
CUUUUCUUCUUCUUCUAGAUCUAGGAGGAUUUGGUGCCAAGGGUAGAGAAUGAGAAAGGAAAGAGGGGGGUUGAGAAUAGGGAAUAUAUGGGCAUGGGAUGGGGUAUGAAGAGUGGGGGGUGCUAGGUGUUGGAUCAUUCUUCUUCCUCUUCUUCUUCUUUUGGGUUUCUUGGUCAUGAGGUUAUGGGUUGCGUUUACUGCUUUAUGUCUUGUCCUUUUUUUUUCUCUCGACUUUGUGCUUUUUGCUCUUUGCAACUUGCACCUGCACUUGCACUUGAACUUGCUAUUUGUUCGUCUCCUAUUUUUGUUUUCCCAUUAUCGGAUGGAUUGAUUUCCUUGUUCUCGAUCCAUUACCUUUUGGCUGUUUAUUGCACGUCUUUUUGAAGAUAUCCCAACCCCCUUUUGUUGUUGUUGUUGUUGUUGUUGUUGUCUUAGUUAUCCCAUGUUAGCUUAGCUUAGCUGCACUUGUUAGCGAAUACCGAACUAUCAUUAUCGCCA